AUGCAUUUAAUUCGAGUCGAUGUCAGGUACUUUCAAGCCUGCGUAUUUAAAAUCUUUGAAGAUACAAACUGGGAAGUCAGGUAUCAAGGUCUUGAUCAUUUGUUUGGUUUAUUUACAAAGAUGGAUGCAGACUUUCAAACGGAAUGGCUAGGCCAACUUUCCCAUUUAGGCCCUGUUUUCAGUUACUUUAUUGGUUGUUUAUGGGAUAAAGAGGAAUACGUCCGAUCCAAAGCAUUUGCGAUGGUGCGUGCGUUUGGCACGCUUCACCUACGUUCCGCAUUUCGGUGUUGGGAAGCGUACUUUUUGACAGCGACUGAUAGGCAAAAAAUGCCGCUGCUCAGUCUCAUGAUCCGUCUCAAUGCCCUGUUUCCUGACUGGCAAGUACUGCAAUGGGAAUCGAUCUUGGACGCGUUAGAUACAGAUGACGUUGCCCAAACGGAGGCGGGUUCUCUUUUGAAUGCUGAAAACAGGAUGGCAGAAGAAGACGAAGACUCACAGAAAGCUCACGCCAACAAUGUCAAAGUGCUACUGUUGACGUUGGCUUUGCAAAUGCUAAGCAAUCAUACGACGAUUGGCAUUCCAGAAAUAUCACGUUUGAAGUUUGCGCUUGUACGGCAUAUGGGGUUUGAAGAUUGUUACCUGUCGAUGGAGGGUGAAGAGAUGACCGUUGAUUUUGGCCCUUUACGGUAUAACCCCAACGACGCAACGCAAGCAGCUAUUAUGAUGGCAUGCUCGAGAGGGUUGAAAAAAAUCAUGGAUAGUUUUGCACCUUUAGCCGCGGAAAAGGUAGCUUCGAUGGCCACGGAUUAUCUUGAUCAAGAGAGGGUGAAUUUAGCGGAAAACGAUAGUCCUGGCGUGCACUUUAUCGAUGUGGUUCUAAAGAUGGUGAGCUCUGAUGUGGAUCUCACCUCACUGGGUCACCUGACAUUAAAGACAUGGUUAGAGAUUGUAUUGAUUGUCGUCUAUAAGCACGAUAUUUUGGAACGAGAAUACGAACAGAGUGUUGUGAGUUGCAUCAAGGCCAUCAUAGGGUUGCUCACAGAGGACAUUAGUGAGGAAAGCAAGCUGCUUAUUCUCGAGAUUCUCAAAUGCUUGUUGCGGCGGUCGGAUCAUUUGACGGCGAUGGUCCUCUCAAAGCAAAUCUUGACGUUGGGCAAGCUCAUGACCAAGCUGGGAGGGGGUGCGCGGACGUCUGAUCCUGUGUACUUGAAAGCAAAAGAGUUUCUCAAAAGUGCCUUCUUACGGUUCGCGAUUGCUGGUUUAUUCGUGCUCAUGUUUAAGAAUCAAAGCGUAUCGGACAGGUCCAAGAACGAAGUGGAUCUCUUUUUUGUUUUACGCACCGUCAUUGAACCCGACGAUAUCAUUCCUGAUGAGGAUGAAGGAGGAGGAGGUAGUAGCGGUGGGCAAGGUGAAGUGAUUUAUCUCCGUGACCAGCCCCUGCGGGAUGUGUUGGAUAAACUCAUGAAGCAGCCCAUGGACCGCAAAGCGUUUUCGACUGUUUUACACAACACCAGCUGUUAUGUGGAACGCGUGCAUUCCCACUCGUAUAGCGAAGGCAUCUUGGCGGAUUAUGCGAGCUUUCUUCAUCUACUGGUGAAGCACACGAGCGAUUGGCGGCGGAGCGAUUGGGACAUCAACCCUGUGUUGACCAUGUCGGCGAUUUUAUUAAAGGAACAUCCCUACCAACAUGCGCUACUGAUACCGUCGAUACAACAUGUGUUUAAGCAUGGUUUACUCCAUUGCACGCUUCAACCGGGCGCGGUCGUCCAACUGAUGACGGCUUAUAGCGCUCUCGUGUCGAUACCGGGUGUUCAGCCCAACAAUGUUUUUGUCGACAUGAUAGUGGACGAACUGAAAAACGCGCUUUCUGCGGCCUCCUCUCGACUGAACAAGGAUACCUUUGUGCUGCUUUUAGAGCUCGUGGUCUGGGACGCAACGCCGGCCGGCAGCCAAUGGUAUACUGAGAUGGAAGCGACGCUGUUGGGCGAGGCAGGCUACCGACAUCAGCACAGCGCGUACUUUGAAAACAAGCUAUUGCACUUGCUACCCUCGUUGGUGACCUACAAUAAGCGGCCAUCGCUGAGUAAACAGUUUACAAAAAAGGAUUUCAAGGGCUAUCGCUGUGUGGCAAGGUUGAUCAUGACCCUGUGUGUCAAGGAUCCAAAAUUGAUGCUCGAUGAAAGUACAGAAUGCUUACGUUUUCUCAACUGGUUCAUUUUAACGAUUCUCAAAGAAGGAGCGGAUACAUUGGUGAUUGACUUGCUCGCGUAUGAAGCAGUCAUGAUACAGUUGCUGACGCAAACGAUCAAGUCGAUCGAUAUCGAUUUCCAUGCACCGGACCUAGGAUUCCCUUACAGUGCGACCAGCGAGAAAUUGCUGCUGUGGUUCUUGUUGAUCAAGACGUAUACACUUUUGAAACUUAAAGCAUCGCAUUUACCUACCAAGAAGGGCGGUGCGAGCUCUGUGCAAUGGAAUACCCAUUUGUUUUGGACCUCUUUAUGGCCAGCUCUUCGCGAACUGUUGGAAUCGAUCGAUAUCUCGACUUUAUUUAUGUUGACGUUCAAUGAUACAGCGUUGCAUCAACAUCCAGAGGCCAUUGAUCAUGAUAUAUCGCUCAAUCAAUUCAGAAAGCAAGUCAAAAAGCUCCUCGCCAUGUUUACGAUGCCGCCGGUGGAAGUACCUGCGGCGAGAAUGAUCCAUCAAUUGUUCCUGGAACUUCGUGAUGCUAUGCGUUUAUUGCAGAACGACAGUCAUGUAUCUGAAAUAAACGAACGUAUCGUGUAA
Mycotypha africana is the source of this 2784-nucleotide messenger RNA. RefSeq lists its product as uncharacterized. The transcript is spliced from 5 exons. The coding region runs from base 1 to 2784 and encodes 927 amino acids. The record is from RefSeq and is a predicted model, not a curated record. NCBI's taxonomy places the organism in Eukaryota, Fungi, Mucoromycota, Mucoromycetes, Mucorales, Mycotyphaceae.